This is a messenger RNA of Mercenaria mercenaria, 5024 nucleotides long. RefSeq lists its product as uncharacterized. The transcript has 14 exons. The record is from RefSeq and is a predicted model, not a curated record. Lineage: Eukaryota; Metazoa; Mollusca; Bivalvia; Venerida; Veneridae. Bases 227 to 3166 code for a protein of 979 amino acids.
UGUACCAAAACCUUGUACUUUUUUGCAGGUAAAUUUUAUCAUACCCCACCCACUUUUUUCUAAUUUCAAAGUAUGCGUCCCCUUAAACUUCAUAAUAGUUGAACGCAAUCAGAGUUUGAGAUAUAAGGUGAAUGGUUUUGUAUUACAGAGAUACCGUGUUAGUGACAACUUAGGUCCUGUCCGUUGGAACUAUGAGGAUCAGUUUCAAAUAGACCAGAAUGAUCCUAUGCAUGACCCAACGUAUAAUUUACAAGGCGAGCCGGAUGCGUACAUCAAUGGAACGACAAACGAUGACCUAACUGACAUCUGGGUUCUUAGAGACGAUUCUAGUCCAACAUGCAUCACAGCUGAUGAUGAUGCACAUAAAUGUCAUUCCGGGGGUUUACUGGAACACGAAACUGUCCUGGAUGAACCGCAAGAUCACUAUGAUUUAAUUAACGACUCCGACAUCGAGGAAUCAGAAACCGACCUCAAGCGAAUUGAAUCAGCCCGACCAGAUAGGGAUCAUCUAAGACCAUAUUAUAAGCUGCCUGAACGUCGACAUAACUAUGAACAGAUGGUCAAGAUUUUCCAACCUCUCAUUGUCACAAAUGUAAUUGUCAGACGUUUGUUACCCCAUUUGCCAUUUUUAUCUGAUCCAGGAAGAAUUCGCACAGUAGAGGAACGAGAUCCGCGUGCAGCAGUAAUCUACCUUAUUGAUGAAUUAUGUUCAAACGGAAAUACAGAGCCUGGUCGCUGGAAACAGUUCAUCCAGGCACUCGAAAGGUGUGGAUACAAAUACAUCGUAGAAACUUUAAGAGGGCAAGAACCGGUAGAUCACACCUACCAAAGAGAAUACUUAAAAAUAAUCACACCAGUUCUUCGAGAACUUAUUAACCCUUCCGAGCUACUGACCAUCCUCUGGGCGUGUGAUGUUAUAUCCAAUGAAGAUAAAGAAGAAAUCGGACAAAUAGAACGAAACUGGGGAGCCCUAGCGGCGGCAGACAAACUACUCGACUUGGUACCUAGACGACACAGGUUUUGGUAUGCUCAUCUGGUUGAUGCUCUGAAAACAGCUGGUAGAACGGAUGCAGCUGAAAUUUUAGCAAUACCUGAAAUUCUGAACUGCAAAGAAGAAAAAGAAGAAUCCAAAAUACAAACUGCUUGCAAAGUUGAAGGCAACAUAAAUGGUCUGUCGUUAGAAAUGCCUGACAGGGAAUACUUGGAAAUGGAUGAAAGCAUGAAAGGUACCGUACCUGACAACUGUGAAUACUUAAACUGCGAUGAACUUUAUUCAGAAGGUGAAAGUGAACAGUUGGACGCUCUUUAUCUUCAUAUGCGUCUUCCAAACAAUCAUUUUGAAAGCAUAUCUUGCAACUCUGAAAGGAUAUCUAGACAUACAACACAAGUUAAUCAAACAGAGCAACGGGAUGAGGAAAUUGUUUUUGGUGAACUAUAUAGUUCAUCCGAUAUCGUAAACAAAUUUCCGUCAGGAAGUUUGUUGGAAAAUGGUCAGAAGGAGUAUCUAACGUAUAUUUCAACCGAAAAUCUGGCAAGUUUUGCCAAUCAAAAUAAAGAUUCGGGCACAGGUGUAAGCAAGACGAAUAAUCGGUCUGACAUAUACAAGUAUGAGCCUCCGCUACCAGCGUCAACGGCACCAGGGACCCCAGGACAGCAGAAUGUUCAAGAUAACUUUCGUAUGGAUUAUGAAAUAGAUAACAACAGUAGUAUAGCAGAUGACAUAAGUGAGACGAGCAGUGUUGAAGUUGUGAAAUUACCAGUUCCUGAACGUAAAAAAUGCCAUUUCCCAGAACACACGGCAACUUCUUCUGAAAAAGUCAAAGUACUAAAUAAACCACCGAUACCGACUCCCCGAAAAAGAAGAAGUCUAAGGGAAGCCACUGUUCCAGCGAAUCAAACCUUUGUAGAUGUUCAGUCCUUUAGUGCGGGAGAAAAGGAAGCUGAUGUUCGUGUAACUACUCCAACUUUGGUUGAAAUUGAAGAAGAUAAGAAAACAAGUUCUGAAGAUGGAGAAGAAACACAUAUCAAGAAAAUAAUAGGUGAUCUUGGAGAUACACCAAUAUUGGUGGAGGAGGAAAUUGAGUCCACCACAUUUGCAGGACCUAAACAGCCAGCUCGUGCUAAAGUAAAAGCAUCUAUUUUUAAAAGAAGGAAAAAGUGGAGAAAAUUUCAGCGUUCUAAACUCACUAGCAGACGAAAGUCUUUGCAUAUACCCGCUAUGCUAUUCCAGCAGAGCCAAACUGAUGCCUGGAUGCUGGAUAAAGGAAAACAAGGAAAGGCUCUGCUGAAUCGUGAACGGAUGGUGACCCCUAGAAAAGGCAGAAACCAUGUAGAGGAGGUGGAUGAAGAUUUCAAAAGUAAAAGCUUACCCACAAACCUUGGAAAAGUCUUGCAAAUCGAAGACAACACAAGUGCUUUAAAAGAAACAACAGGAAAUGGCGAAAACAAAGGAGAAACCUGUGAUACCCAGUUGUACUACUCAGAACCGUUUAGAUGUCAUAGGGGGAAAGAAGAUGAAGAUAUUUUCACUACUGUUGGACAAAUUCGUCCAACUAAGUCACGACAUUCCGGAAAUAUAUCAACACUCCAGCCUUCAUUUACGAUAAAACAAAGACGAAAGUCGGAAACAGAUGAACUUUUAGAAAUACUAGAAUCUUGUAGUAUUAAAAGUAACGAGGAUGCUUGCAAUCUGAAGAGUAAUGCAGAAAUCAAAACAAUUUCAAAAGAAAACUUAGAUCCAAAGCUUAGAAAAAAUUUAGAAAAGGUAAGAGACUUGGAAUGUAAACUGAACCAUUUGGUGCAUGACGGGAAAGUUUUGGAAUGGAGACUACAGUUACAAGAAGAUGUGAAUGAAAUUCUAAAGCGUAAUAGACAAAUAGCAAGCAAACUUGGGGUCAAAGAGAAGGAAGCAAAGGCACUCGAAGCAGCUAUAUCUGGCGACAUGAUGGAUCCUGAGGAAUUUGUUCCUGCGUGCAACCUGGAAAUAUGUACAAGCGGUAGCUUAUCAGAGAGCGAAAACAGAACUUUGAAAACUGAAAAUAUCCCGAAAGACAGGGAUGGUUUGACAGAAGAUUCAACAGCAGUUUACAUAGCAAGGAAAGAACUUCAGCUAGAAAAUAUUGACAAAGAUUCUGCAUUCUACUCCAAAUUUACAACGAAGCUAUAAUCUACGGAAGCGUCAUUGGGCCGCUUGUGUAAAAUAAUCAAAGUACUGAUAGCACAAUACUGAUUGAAGGUGAUUUAUGUUAGUACGAGUGUGAAAGGAAUCUAUUCCAAAAAUGGCACAAGCGCUAACAGCGCCUUGAUAGUUAGAAACCCAAUACAUAUAGGAUUUGAACGGCUAACCAUAUCAUCAAUAUGAUAGGCCUACUGCGAUUUAGUGAUAUAUACAGUUAUGCAUUCAAACCCACUGUAUAGUAAAAAGAUAUUAGGUAAAGACAUGCAGCCGAUAGUUAUUCAUAGUAAAUUACUGCGCCAUUGGUAAAUACUAGUAUUCAAAGUAUGUUGAACUUUUUUUACUGGUCUUGAAAGUUUGUGAUCAAGUCCGCGGCUGCCUCAAAGAUGGUGAUAGAAUAGGACAAAUAUAACGAUAAUGACGUCUGAGAUGGUAAAUUAUUCCACAUUCUAAUAGGUUUGCCUCCGUUAAAACACACAUACGCUAGAAUAACGUCACGUUAACGUACGGUAACGUCAAAGUUUUUGUUGCGACCAGAACAGAGCGCUACUUUUUGUAUUGCUGUUUUAGAUUAAAGGCAUAAUAGAAUUGAAAUAAUUGAUAGCAAUCUCGGGCGGUAAUACGUCGUACAAAUAAUUUCACGUGAAAUUAUUACGCCCGACUUACGACCGCCCAUCGUGCAUAAAUAGUGUUAAAGCACUCUUUUGCUAUAAAUUAUUUCUUAAUUGAACUACAUUGUAUAGCGGAUAGAUACGAAAUAGUUGUGAGACAGUCAAUUCUGCGCGGUUACACAGAGAAGAAAAUGGACUUAGUACAACCAUUGGGGUACAGAACAAACUAGUUACUGAAAUAUAGGUUAAUCAUUGUCACAUAGUUCUUUCUCAACAUUUCCACUUUUCCAGGUCAAAAUAUGAAUCUAUCAGUUACCAGUUGAAUAAAUAUAGGUUGCUACCUGGCUUUAUCUCGUCAUUUACCGUUCAAAAUGUAUAAGCAAGUGUUUUUGUAUAAACUGCUUCGUCUUUUUACAAAAACCUAUGUGUAUAUAUACUUGAUAUACUUUUAUUUCGACAUUUAUAAGUUAAAAAGUAGAAAAGCACUAUCAGAUAGUAUUAUCCUAUCACUUACUCGGUUUUUAAAUGUCGGAUGCACAUGUUAUGUUUUCAUAGAGUUAUUAACUGCAUACAGAAAGAAGGAUCGAUAUUUCAUGUUUGUUUUGUUUUUUGAUUCAAGCAUUUGGUUAUAUGUUUGUAUUUGGAGCAGCUGAGACUAUCCUAACUAGUUGUCAUACAGUGUUUUUCAAUUCAAUUCACUCUGAAGGACAAACAUCAAUAAAUUAAAAAAAAUUAUAUUUAGUACAUUGCUUCCUGUCACUUUUUGGAGAUUGAAUGAUAUCACUUUUAGUUCUGUGUAACAUUUUUGCAUAUCCAUUAUUUCGCUAAACUAUUACAGUCGAACGUUUUCCAUUAUAUUAUUAUAAAGUGUUAUACAUAUAUUUUCCAUUAUAUUGUUAUAAAGUGUUAUACAUAUAUUUUCCAUUAUAUUGUUAUAAAGUGUUAUACAUAUUCUGUACACAAAUUUAUGUGUUGAUUAUUAACUCAGUAUUAGCAUAUAAUUAUAGAUGGUAUAAAAGUCAGAAAAUCAGAAUAGUUUCAUUUUUGUUUUGCCUCUUUGGCUUCAUAUAUUACAUUUGUACAUUUCAAUCUAUUGUCAAUCGGUCACAGUUCAGUUUGAAAGUUAUAAUUGCUCAGUUUACGUUCAUAUCUAUUGAUUUUUUUAUUUUGAUUUUUAUAUUGUAAUUAUUUUCCUAGCAAACUAUUUAUGCACUUUGUAAUAAAGAGUGGAAACUAGA